AUGAGUGCUAACUGGGCUGAUUUGAUCAAGGAUGUUGGUCAAGUUUUUCGUGGAGGUGCUGUGGAGUUUAGGAAAGCUUUAUGCAUGUAUUUGGUGGAAACUGGAUUUGAGUUUACAUACGUUAAGAAUGAGCGUGUACGUGUCACAUCUGAAUGCAGACACAGGACAAUAAAAAACUGUAUGUGGAGGAUACACGCAUCAGUUGAGAAGGCCAGUCGGUAUUUUUAUAUAAAGAAAUUUGAGAAGCAUCACACUUGUGGAUCUUCUUUUGGGUCGUCAAGGCAGAAUAGAAUGACGUCUGACAUUAUUGCUGGUAUGAUAGUUAAUUUGGUACGAGCGAAGCCAGACAUGGUUGCUAAUGAUGUUAUUGUGGAAAUGAAGCUGAAUUAUGAAGUCGACAUUAGCUAUUAUGUGGCUUGGAAGUCUGUCACGGCAGGGAAGCAACAUAUUUUUGGUGAUGAUACUAGUUCAUACUCACACUUACCGUCGUACUUCGAAGAACUUGGUCGUACCAAUCCGGAUAGCGUUUAUAAUCUUGACAUCGAUGCAGAUACGAUGAAGUUUCGACGUUGCUUUUUUGCUUUUGGUGCAUGCUUGUCGGGUUUUAAGUCAUGUCGACCGACACUCUCCCUGGAUGGAACAUUUCUGCACAACAAACACAAAGGCAUUUUGUUAACAGCAAUUGGGCAAGAUGGUCAUAACAGUUAG
This is a messenger RNA of Erythranthe guttata (spotted monkey flower), 708 nucleotides long. The record is from RefSeq and is a predicted model, not a curated record. Lineage: Eukaryota; Viridiplantae; Streptophyta; Magnoliopsida; Lamiales; Phrymaceae.